Molecule: messenger RNA, 489 nt
Organism: Echinococcus granulosus
Lineage: Eukaryota; Metazoa; Platyhelminthes; Cestoda; Cyclophyllidea; Taeniidae
Exons: 5
Coding region: 1-489 (162 amino acids)
Source: RefSeq, a predicted model, not a curated record
AUGGCCUCGAUUAAAUGGAAUUUAUUUGAUGAUUUUUUUUGGAAUAGGCUACUUUUAGUUUCCUUUACUUUACACUUUGUGUUAGUUCACAUUUUUUUACCAGGAGACCCAAUUGGCCCUAUUAAAAUCCAUUUAUUUAGUAUAAUAUCUCACACCCUCGAUUCUUCUAGUCACUGCAAUAUAAUCUGCAUUAUUUUAUUCUUUUAUAAGUUUAGUUGCUCUGAACCAAUCUCCUUGAAAGGAAAUAGGAAAAUGGAAAUGUAUUCGAAAAAAAAUGCUUUACUUCUAAAGUCCUAUUUACAUCAGAAGUUCACAAGCUGUAUUUUAAUGAAAGGAAUUCAAUUUUAUCUAAGGUUCUGUUAUAGUGCUUUUAGUCAUUCCUGGAGUAAAAAUAAGCUGUACUGUUUUGGGAUAACACUUCAACUAAAAAACACGAUUAGACUUUCAUUAAAUAAAGUGGAACAACCCACAAAUUUCCUGAUAUUUUGA